Ceutorhynchus assimilis (cabbage seed weevil) is the source of this 648-nucleotide messenger RNA. Lineage: Eukaryota; Metazoa; Arthropoda; Insecta; Coleoptera; Curculionidae. The record is from the annotation of a GenBank genome assembly.
AUGGCUUUUGGAGACCUCAAAACCGACAAAGGAGUUAACGAACUCAACAAGUUCCUAGAAGACAAAAGUUACAUCAAAGGAUUCCAACCGUCCCAAGCCGAUGUUGAUGCGUUGAACCAGCUAGCCAAAGCCCCAGCAGUAGGUCAGCCCCACGCCCUACGUUGGUACAACCACAUCAAAUCUUUCAGUGCCGACGAGCUCAAAAACUUUGGGGCGUCCCCAUUGAAAGCUGGGAGCACCACUACGGCUCCAGCAGCUGCUGCCGAUGACGACGACGUCGAUCUUUUCGCUUCUGACGAAGAAGAUGAAGAUGCAGCCAGAAUCCGGGAAGAACGUCUUAAGGCUUACGCUGAAAAGAAAUCCAAGAAACCAGAACUCAUUGCUAAAUCCAGCAUAGUGUUAGACGUUAAACCUUGGGACGACGAAACCGAUAUGAAAGAAAUGGAAAAGCAAGUUAGAUCUAUUGUAAUGGAGGGGCUUUUGUGGGGAGCCUCGAAAUUCGUCCCUGUGGGCUAUGGUAUUCAAAAAUUGCAAAUUAUGUGCGUCAUUGAAGAUGCCAAAGUUUCAGUAGACGAGUUGACUGAAAAAAUUCAAGAUUUUGAAGAUGUCGUUCAGUCUGUUGAUGUUGCUGCUUUCAAUAAGAUUUAA